UCUGAAUGAGGCAGUAAGCGCUAGAGUGUGGAACUACGCGGUAUUACAGAACUUUAAUUUUGUGAUUGUAUUAUAUUACUUUAGUUUCUUUGUAAUCGAAUAUAUAAGUAAUAGUUAAGUGAUAGUUCGGACAUUUAUACUGUCAACCUGCAUUUUGCCAUCUCCGCACUCAAGGACAAUAUGAGAUUCAUUACGGCUCCGGCACUUUGGCUAGUGUGUUUUCUGAGCGUCAUUACGUUGACGGAAAGUGCAAGAAUCUUGGCGAUUACUGCAGUACCGUCCUACAGUCAUCAGAUACCAUUUCAACCACUUUGGGUCGCUCUCAGCCAACGGGGGCACCAAGUUAUCGUUCUAACGACGGAUCCGAUCGGCGAUCCCAGUUUGACAAAUUUAACGGAAAUCGACUUUCGAUCUAACUAUAACAUAUUCAAGAAGAUAGAUUUCGCCAAGCUGAGAUUUACUGAUUCUUGGUUGACCAUUUCACGGAAUAUCAUGUGGGAAAAUUUUUAUGAGUUAACGGAUACCAUUUUAAAGCAUCCGAAAGUACAGAAGAUGUACGCGCCAAACAGCGAUGAACAUUUCGACCUGGUGAUUGCUGAAGUAUUAAUGUCACCUGCCUUAUACGUCCUGGCGCACAGAUUUAACGCGCCUCUUAUAGGUACAACAUCGUUACCGUUGUUCGCUAGCCAUUAUUAUAGUUUCGGUUUUCCGGUUUUACCGUCGCACCCAUCGACUUGGGAAAUGGAGUACAAUACCGGUUUUAAUCUAUCACUGUGGCAGAGGAUGACGAACUUUAUUCGGCUAUGGAAUUACAUAUAUAACAUGCAUAAUGAGUUUAUGUCGCGACAACAAGCAUUAGCAAAGGAAUACUUCGGCAAAGAUGUGCCUGAUAUAAUCGAGAUGGAGAAGAAUAUAAGUAUUAUAUUCUGCAAUCUACAGGAAAUCACCUCGUUUAUUAGACCGCAACCACAGAACGUAAUAUAUUUUAAAAGUUUUCAUCAAAUGAAGAAGCCCGCAGCUUUACCAAAUGAUUUGAAAACGUUUCUGGACGACGUGCCAAAUGGGUUUAUCUAUGUGAGUUUAGGCACAAAUGUCGCAAUACAGUCGUUACCGAAGCAUUUGCGACAUGUAUUUUACUAUGUAUUUGCAAAUUUACCGUGCAAGGUAGUGUGGAAAUUUGACGGAGAUUCGUCAAACUUAUCCAAUAAUAUCUUCGCUGCUAAUUGGUUCCCUCAACAGGACAUUCUCGCUCAUCCGAAAAUUAGACUGUUCCUAUAUCAAGGUGGAGCUCAAAGCACGGAAGAAGCUGUCUAUAACGCGGUACCACUUUUAGGGAUACCAAUAUUAGCCGAUCAAUGUACUCAAGUGAGAAAAAUGGUAUCUAUUGGCGUCGCAAAAAGUCUAGAAAUUGUUGAUCUUACGGUAAAAGAACUGAACUCCUCUAUAAUGGAUAUCUUACUAGAUGAAAGAUACAAAGAGAGAAUGCUUGAGAUUAAAGCAUUGUAUGAAGAUAAGCCUAACAACAUGGAGCUGGAAGAUGCAAUCUGGUGGACCGAGUUUGUGAUUCGUCACAAAGGUGUUUCUCAUCUUCGUACUAGUAUAGCUAACGAGUCUUGGUACGAAAGGUACGACAUGGACAUUAUAGCAAUCUUAUCGAUCAUCAUGUUUAUAACGUUAAUGAUUACGUUAUUAAUUAUAUAUAAACUGUUAAAAAUAAUAUUUAAUUGGCUCUGUACGAAAAAGCCAAUUGAUGUCAAGAAAAAAAGCAAUUAAUGUCGGCAAAAUUAAUUAUAUUUAUACAUAUAACGAAUAUCUUUUCUACACUUCAAUAUAUGUCUAGUUUUUUUAGAAUUUCGUAUAAAUUUCUCCGUUUCACCUUUCUUAUCCGUUCUUUUUACAUGCUUAGAUUAUCUAACUUAUCUUUAUAUCUUUAUCUUUAUAUAGAUAGACCAAAAUUAUUCAUAAACAUUCGCAAGCGACGGUCUUUCGCUUUACAUCUUUCUCUUCUCGUAUAUAAAAGAAACAGGUGCAGUGUUUGAUUUGAUCAUUUACAAUUGCUUAAUUUAGUUAGACAGCUCUGUUACAGAUCAUCACGUUAAAUUUAGCUUGUUUUGUACAGCGUCAUACUUCGCCGCAGAAAUAAUUGUUACUAUCUAAUUCCGUCUUUGUGUAGGGUGUUGCAGUCAGACUGAGCAGUAUAUCGGGUUGCCGCUAACAAGGGCGCGCAUGAGAGAGUAAGAGCGUGUCCGAGUUUGCGCUCUCACUUUCUCACGCGUGUCAUCAGCAGCAACCUGGCAUUACUCAAUAUGUUGAUGCAACUUCCUGUAUGCGUACAUUACUCGAUACUUUUAAGCCGAGCCAAGUGAUUAUAAUGUUCGCAAGCACAAAAACAUUCAAAAUUACUUCUUAUAAAGUUGACGUACAAUAAAUAUAUUCACGACGUGAUUAUUGACCCAGACAGCACAGAUCUCCGCGGAACGUCCUGAGGAUGUCCUGAGGACGUCCUGAUGUCCUAAGGGCGUCCACAGAAUGUCCAUGAGAUAUUGGGGAGCAUGUGCUGUUUGGGGAGUUAUGAUUAAUAAGUUAUUUUACUUGCAUUGGUCGAUUGUUAUUAUUGGCCGACAUUAAAAACCGAGACGAAAUACGAAGUCUAUUAUUUAAAAUAUGUAGGGGAAACCGCGAGAUGGGUUCGGUAACUUUUCGGAACUUCGGUGUUAAAACUUUUCACAAAAGUAAUUGGUGCGAUUGUUUAAACAAUGAUAAUAGCGACAAUUUUCCUCAAUGUUUUUGUUACCAAAGAUUCUGUAAUUUGUAUAGUUUCGUCCAUAAUAAUCAAAAUAUCAACAUGGAGCACUCGUACGAACCUGCCCCAGGGUAGAUUCGAAAGCAGCCUGGGGCAGGUUAGAAUUAUAAAUAAUAAAUAUAAUUGUGCACAAUCAGAAAUGUAUACGUUUAAAGCAGUAAUAAACGAAAGAUUAUUUAUAAUAUAAUUCUAAUGGUCAGAUUAUAAUGAAUUUUGUUUUUUAAUUAUAUUAGCGUAUUAUUAUGCUAACUCAGACAGUAUAUUCGAUUAUCAUAAGGUUAAAAUCUUUCUCUAAAGUUGAAAAAAAUCUUUCUCAGCAAACAUUUGUAAAAUAUGUCAUAUAUGACGAAAAACUUCUCAUUCAAGUUAAUAAUACGGUAAAGUAAAAUAGAACAUUGAAUAUAAAUUUAAUAAAAUUAUUUAGUGCUUAUCAAAAUAUAACCUCCAAGGCUUUGUCUAAUAUAAACAAUCUCAUCCAAGCAGUCUUCAACGAGACUGACAACUAUCAAUUAUAUCAAUUAAUUGGCUGUGCGUUUCCCGAGAAAAAAAGAUGAUAUGUGAAAUUUACCCAUAUGACCAUAUUUCAUAUAUGUCCACAACGAAAAAAAACUGUUGUUUACAAAUUAUAUAUAAACAUGCAAUCGAAGUAAAUGCUUCUGGCUACUUGUGCUUCUGACAACACGUGAUACCGAUACUUAAUUAAAUAACAUAAUAUCAUUUUUUUCGUAUAUAACUAUAUAUAUAAUCACAUAUAUAAGCAAAAUCCAUAUAUAAUUUUAUAUAAUUAUAUAUAAUCAUAUAUAGUCUUUUUUCCCAGGUUGGUACAAGUAUUUUAAAGCAAUAAUUAAAUAUAAAUAAUUAUAAUGAUAUUGUAGUUAUGUAUAAAAAAAAAACAGUAAAAUAAC
Dinoponera quadriceps is the source of this 3708-nucleotide messenger RNA. RefSeq names its product UDP-glucuronosyltransferase 2B15-like. Bases 181 to 1773 code for a protein of 530 amino acids. The record is from RefSeq and is a predicted model, not a curated record. NCBI's taxonomy places the organism in Eukaryota, Metazoa, Arthropoda, Insecta, Hymenoptera, Formicidae. The transcript has 6 exons. Gene Ontology annotation, molecular function: UDP-glycosyltransferase activity.